AUUUUGAAAAGGCCGGUUGGUAAGUUGGUAAACCGAGAACAACCUGCAAGCACACACUUUAAUUGUUUUUGAUACUACAUGUAUACAAGUAGAACUAGCACUACGUACAUACUUUGGGUAAAAGUGAUCUUGAUUAGAGAUUGAAUGACUGAGCUGGCUGUAUUUCUUGUGAAAACAUGGCCAAUAGUAGUAAUCAGCAGACAUCUGAACUACAAACAUCAGAAGAUGUAGGACUCAGAGAGGCAUGUGGAGUUUUUGGAUGUGUUGCUACAGGAACUUGGCCUGCACAGCUUGAUGUAGCUCACAUUAUAUCUUUAGGACUGAUCGGUUUGCAGCAUAGGGGCCAGGAAAGUGCUGGUAUUGUGACAAGUCAUGGUGGUACUUCAUCAUUCCGUAAACACAAAGGCAUGGGUUUAGUUAGUCAAAUCUUUAAUGAAGACAACCUUAACAAGCUCCAUGGUAAUCUAGGCAUUGGCCACACACGCUAUUCUACAGCAGGAACAUCCGAUCUUAUUAACUGCCAACCAUUUAAUGUUGAAACAUUACAUGGUUGGAUUGCUGUAGCACACAACGGAGAACUAGUGAAUGCAAAUAAACUAAGGGAAAAUAUUCUGCGUCAUGGUGUUGGUCUUUCUACAAGCUCUGAUUCUGAGGUUAUUACACAACUACUUGCCAGACCGCCUCCAAAUGAAGAGACAGAUGGACCAGACUGGCUGGGUAGAAUUCAGCAGCUUAUCAAAGAAACUCUCUUGUCAUAUUCAUUGCUCAUAAUGUAUGGUGAGAGUGUGUAUGCAGUCAGAGAUCCGUAUGGGAAUAGACCUCUAUGUAUAGGUAGAUUGAUGGGUGUUGGUUAUAAUGCAGAUUCAAAGGACCAGGAGAAUAAUGUUGAAGGUUGGAUUGUGUCGUCAGAGUCUUGUAGUUUCCAAGCAAUGGGAGCUCAGUACUACCGCGAGGUUCAACCAGGAGAAAUCAUCCAGAUAACUAAACAAGGAAUUAAAACUCUGGCUACUGUACCCAGAAAGAAACAGCAACCGCCAGCUUUCUGCAUAUUUGAAUAUGUGUACUUUGCCAGACCUGACAGUAUACUGGAAGGUCAAAUGGUGUAUUCUGUACGGCGGCGUUGUGGCGAGAGACUAGCCAUAGAAGCUCCAGUUGAAGCUGAUAUAGUAAGCACAGUACCAGAGUCAGCUACACCAGCUGCUUUGGGCUAUUCACAAGCAUCUGGUAUUCCCUAUACUGAGGUAUUGACCAAGAAUCGUUAUGUUGGGCGGACUUUCAUUCAGCCAAGUACUCGCUUGAGACAACUGGGUGUUGCUAAGAAGUUUGGUGCUCUAACUGAAAACUUCAAAGGGAAGCGUAUCAUACUGAUUGAUGACUCAAUAGUUAGGGGCAAUACAAUUGCUCCAAUCAUCAAGCUGCUUAAACAAGCAGGAGCUAAAGAGGUUCAUAUUCGUGUAGCGUCUCCUCCAGUCAAGCAUCCAUGCUACAUGGGAAUUAAUAUCCCCACCAAGGAAGAGCUGAUUGCAAACCGGGUGGAGCUACAUCGCCUAGCCAGCUACUUUGGUGCUAACAGUGUUGUGUAUUUAUCUGUUGAUGGUUUGAAAACAGCUGUAAUGAAGGGAAUUCAAAACAAAGACACAUCCUCCGAUAAGUCACAGCACUGCACAGCAUGCCUAACUGGAGAAUACCCUGUGGAACUUUCAUGGUGAACUCUACCAGUAUUAACAUUUAUUUGCUCUGAUGGAGGAUUUAUAAACUACAAAUUUAAAGUCAGAAAAAUUACCAAGCUAUUGUAUAUAUAACAAUAAGUGAACAAUGGUACAACAUUGUUAGUGUUCCCAGAUGUUGCAGGGUUAUUUUCCAAGUGUUUUUAUUUAUUACAUUUCAGUCAAACUGAUGGUAAAAUGGAUCACAAGAAAAGAUAACUGUAGUUAGGAUGUAAAUCGAUGAUGUAACUGAAAAUGGUCCUGCAGCCGAUUUGACGAAACUUUACGCAACUACGCAAGUCCACUUGCACAAUGUUUAUGGUGCAAGACAUAAACAUUGCACAAGUGGACUUGCGCAGUUGCAUUAAGUGUUGUGAAACGGCUGCUGGUAUUUCUCUCAGCUAUAGAAAUACUGUGAACGAGAAAUGAAGAGACGAACAAAAAAACUUCUUCUUUUGCAUUCAAGAGUUAUGUUACAAAAUGCACUGGCAUAGGCAAAAAUCCAAAAUAUUAUUUUGUUGCAGUCUUUUAUUGAUCAUCAAAUUAUAUCCUCAAUACUAGCAUUUUUUGGGCAAAUCAGCUGGUGAUGACCAUGUGCUGACAUUUUUUUUCCAAAUUUGUUUUGUUUUACUUGUUUGUUUAUUUGUUCAACGAUUCCCUAUUUUGAAGCUAUAGAUAGAGCAUGAUGAAGAGCAUGGCCACAUUAGGCCGAUGGUCUUACAGCAUUCAUAAGGACCAGAGGGUCAUCCAUAAAAAAGGACACUUAAAUGAUCUUUCAUGCAUUUAUUAAAGACAGUGGACACUAUUGGUAAUUGUCAAAGACUAGCCUUCACAGUUGGUGUAUCUCAACAUAUGUA
Messenger RNA from Asterias rubens (European starfish), 2563 nucleotides. RefSeq names its product amidophosphoribosyltransferase-like. Gene Ontology annotation, biological process: purine nucleotide biosynthetic process; purine nucleobase biosynthetic process. NCBI's taxonomy places the organism in Eukaryota, Metazoa, Echinodermata, Asteroidea, Forcipulatida, Asteriidae. Gene Ontology annotation, molecular function: amidophosphoribosyltransferase activity. The coding region runs from base 177 to 1709 and encodes 510 amino acids. The transcript has 8 exons. The record is from RefSeq and is a predicted model, not a curated record.